AUGGUGUGCUCCUAUCUUGGUUCUUCUUAUUUUCUCUUAGUUUGCUCUCUACUUGCUCUCCUUGUUUCCGGGUCUCAAAUUCAAAGAACUUUAUUGCCUAUCAUAUCCUUUGAUGAAGGAUACAACCAACUUUUUGGGGAUGAUAAUCUGGUCAUUCAUAGAGAUGGAAAAACAGUGCAUUUAUCUUUAGAUGAGAGGACAGGGUCUGGAUUUGUUUCUCAGGACUUAUACUUACAUGGAUACUUCAGUGCUUCCAUCAAGUUGCCUGCAGAUUAUACUGCUGGAGUCGUGGUUGCUUUUUAUAUGUCAAAUGGUGACAUAUUCGAGAAGAACCAUGAUGAAAUUGACUUCGAGUUCUUGGGUAAUAUAAGAGGCAAAGAUUGGAGGAUACAGACAAACAUUUAUGGCAAUGGCAGCACCAGCGUAGGCAGAGAAGAGAGAUACAGCCUCUGGUUUGAUCCCUCUGAUGAUUUCCAUCAGUACAGCAUUCACUGGACCGAUUCUCGGAUCAUAUUUUAUGUGGAUAACAUUCCUAUUCGAGAGGUUAAAAGAACAGAAUCUAUGGGAGGGGAUUUCCCUUCCAAGCCAAUGUCUUUGUAUGCAACAAUAUGGGAUGGGUCUGACUGGGCUACCAAUGGAGGCAAAUAUAGAGUGAAUUACAAAUAUAGCCCUUACGUCACUGAAUUUUCUGACUUUGUUCUGCACGGCUGUGCUGUCGAUCCAAUUGAGCAGUUCCCAAAAUGCGAUAAUACUGAGUCUCCUCAGGCAAUCCCCACCAGUGUCACGCCUGCGCAAAGAAUUAAGAUGGAGAGUUUGAGGGCCAAGUAUAUGACAUAUUCCUAUUGCUAUGAUCGGGUUCGGUACAAGGUUCCUCCAUCCGAGUGUGUGAUUAUUCCCAAAGAAGCAGACCGACUCAAAUCUUUCGAUCCUGUUACUUUCGGUGGAGGCCGGCGCCACCAUGGGAAACGACACCACAGGAGUCGGGCAAGUCAUGUGGAGGCCAUUUCCAUUUGA
Messenger RNA from Dovyalis caffra, 1014 nucleotides. NCBI's taxonomy places the organism in Eukaryota, Viridiplantae, Streptophyta, Magnoliopsida, Malpighiales, Salicaceae. The record is from the annotation of a GenBank genome assembly.